This is a messenger RNA of Adineta steineri, 2454 nucleotides long. The record is from the annotation of a GenBank genome assembly. Lineage: Eukaryota; Metazoa; Rotifera; Eurotatoria; Adinetida; Adinetidae.
AUGGGCAACAAUUGCACAUUAAGAAGAUCUGUUCGAAUUCAUCCACAAGCUAAUGCUAAUCACGUAUCAAGCGUUUCCAAAGAUGCAGUUAUAAAUCGACGUAUGGACAUGCAAAAAAUGCAAAAUGUCAUCCUUAUUUGGUUGGAUAACAAGAUUGAUGAUGAUGAUAAUGCUGAUUGUAAUAAUACAAUCGAACAAUUAAAAUGUGAAUUUAACAACAUAAACACGUUCACGAAUCGUGUCCGGUGUAUUGAAUUUAUUAAAACCAUGAAAAACAACAAAGUAUAUAUAAUUGUUUCUGGUUCACUUGGGAAAUAUACUGUGCCUCAUGUGCAUGAUAUGUCCCAAGUAGAUACCAUUUUUAUUUUUUGUAACAAGCAAGGACAAUAUAUACAAUGGGCCAAAGAAUGGCCGAAAAUAAAAGGAGUCUUCACAGAUAUAACAUCCAUCUGUGAAGCCCUUAAACGAGUUGUUUAUCAAUGUGAGCAAGAUGACAUCCCAAUCAGCUUUGUGGCAUCAAACAAGAAAUUGGAUCAAUUAGAUCCAUCGUUUAUGUAUACUCAGAUCUUGAAAGAGAUCUUAGUAACCAUCAACUUCGAAGAUAAACAUUUCAAAGAAUUUAUUACUCAUUGUCGUGAUAUAUAUGCUGAUAAUGAGCAUGAUUUACAUAAUAUCGAAAAAUUGGAACGUGAAUAUCAUGAUCGAAGACCUAUUUGGUGGUAUACUUAUCAAUAUUUUUUAUGUUCUAUGCUCAAUCAAGCAUUAAGAUCAAUGGAUGUUGAUAUGAUUCUUAGAAUGGGUUUCUUUAUCAAGGAUCUAUAUCGUGACAUUCAACGACUACAUUCAGUACAAUCUGAUAAUCAUCAACCAGAUGAAACAUUUACAGUUUAUCGUGGACAAGGUCUUCCGAAAGACGAUUUCACCGAAAUGAAAAAAGCUAAAGGUGGACUUCUUUCAUUUAAUAACUUUUUAUCAACUAGUAAAAAUCGUGAUGUUUCUCUCUGUUUCGCACCACAAGUUCCUACAAAUCUUGAUCUUGUUGGAAUUCUAUUUGUUAUAUCAUGUAAUCCUACUCAUUCAACAACUCCAUUUGCUUCUAUUAGCGAUGUUAGUUAUUUUCAAAUAGAAAAUGAAGUUCUCUUCUCUAUGCAUACCAUUUUUCGCAUUAGAGAUAUUAAACCAAUGGAUGAAAAGAACCAUCUCUAUCAAGUGAAUUUAAUAUUGACCAAUGACAAAGAUCAAGACCUUCGUACUCUUACUGACAGUAUCCGACAAGAGAUCUUUCCAGAUGUAGAAGGAUGGUAUAGAUUAGGAUUAUUGCUAAUUAAAAUGGGUCAGUCUGACAAGGCUCAAGAAGUAUAUGGAGUUUUACUUCAUCAAACAACGAAUGAAAGUGAGAAGGCACCUAUUUAUAAUCAACUAGGUAUGAUCAAAGAUGACCAAGGCAAAUAUUCAGAAGCACUUACAUAUUAUGAAAAAGCCCUUGAAAUUCGGCAACAAUCACUUCCUUUCAAUCAUCCUGAUUUGGGUGAUUCUUAUAACAACAUCGGUUUGGUGUAUUGCAACAUGGGUGAUUAUCCAAAAGCAUUUUCAUCUCAUGAAAAAGCUCUCGCAAUUCGACAACAGUCACUUUCUUUCAAUCAUUCUAAUUUGGGUGCUUCCUAUAACAACAUCGGUAGUGUGUAUGAUAGGAUGGGUGAUUAUCCAAAAGCACUUUCAUCUCAUGAAAAAGCCCUUGAAAUUCGGCAACAAUCACUUCCGUCCAAUCAUCCUGAUUUGGGUGAUUCUUAUAACAACAUCGGUUUGGUGUAUUGCAACAUGGGAGAUUAUCCAAAAGCACUUUCAUCUCAUGAAAAAGCCCUUGCAAUUCGACAACAAUCACUUGUGUCCAAUCAUCCCGAUUUGGGUAUGUCCUAUAACAACAUCGGUAUUGUGUACAAGAACCUGAGUGAUUAUUCAAAAGCACUUUCUUAUUAUGAGAAAGCCCUUACAAUCAAACAACAAUCACUUCCUUCCAAUCAUUCUAAUUUGGGUGCUUCUUAUAACAACAUCGGUAGUGUGUAUGAUAGCAUGGGUGAUUAUCCAAAAGCACUUUCAUCUCAUGGAAAAGCCCUUGCAAUUCGACAGCAAUCAUUUCCUUCCAAUCAUCCUGAUUUGGGUGGUUCCUACAACAACAUCGGUAUUGUGUACAAGAACAUGGGUGAUUAUCCAAAAGCACUAUCUUAUUAUGAGAAAGCCCUUACAAUCAAACAACAAUCACUUUCGUCCAAUCAUCCUGAUUUGGGUGCUUCCUAUAACAACAUCGGUAAUGUGUAUGAAAAUAUGGGCAACUAUGCAAAAGCUCAUUCAUUCUAUGAACGUGCUGUACAAAAUGGACAACAAUCAUUAACAUCAAAUCAUCCUAGACUUCUAAAAUGGAGAAAAAACGUCGAACGCAUGAAAAAGAAAUUAUAA